Xyrichtys novacula (pearly razorfish) is the source of this 20330-nucleotide messenger RNA. The record is from the annotation of a GenBank genome assembly. Lineage: Eukaryota; Metazoa; Chordata; Actinopteri; Labriformes; Labridae.
ACCUCUGCCACAUGACGACACAAGCCGGAAGCUGAGCAUAAUGUCUUCCGAGUAUCCCUGAUGGUUUCUGGGAGUGCUAAUAUUAGCUCGGUGCUAGGCUGCUGUAUUUAGAGGUGUAGCUCUGCUUUCAAGCCGCUGCCAUGAAUUAAACUUCAACAGUUGAACCCCAAUCCGCUAAACGUCUCGGUAAGUAACUAAAACACCCAUCUAAAAUUCAACAUACUGGUGUUAUUUUAUUAUAAUAACGGUUUUCUAACGUGUAGUGUCAGCGGACCUGAAUGAACAUAAUAACAUCGCUGCUCUAUUUACACAGCUGCUCUGGCUAACUGCUCCGUUAGCUUAGCUGUUAGACAAGUUAGCUUUCACAUCAUUUGAAGGAAAUUAGCUCCUCUUAUAGCUGUGAUGUUAUUGUGUAUUGAACAUUUGCCUUCACACAGACUAUUCCUGUCACCUGUAUCACAUUGUUGACUGUUCUGUUAUUUCAGGGUGUUUGACUUUGGCUAAGUGGCUAUCUAUUUUGGUUUGGAAACUAGGAAGUCAACAUGCUAACCGUACUUAUUUAUUCAUUCAGCAGUCUAACAGACUUACCAAAGUGCUAGGUAAAAUGAUAUAUGUUCUACAUUGUAGGGCUGAAAACACUGACAACUUGAUGAGAAUAUAUAGGGGAGAGUGGGGUAAGUUGAGCCACCCCCUGUUGCUUGGAAAUGGUAAAAGAAAUUGAUCAUGUGACCAAAUAUUUAGGAGCUGGGCAUCAAUUAAUGGAGUCUGUGAAGGUUAGAAGCACAUGGGUGAAGAGGUUAGACAUUUAUAAAAAAAAAAAAAACAUUUUCACUCAUGAAAGUGAAUUCAGUCUGUCAUAAGUUUUAUUAGAAUUGUGUUCAGACCAAAAAAGAUCAUUUAAAAUUUGUUUUAUCAUCAAUUGUGGUAUCUAUGAACUACAACAUGAGGUCUAACACCAAAAAAGUCCACCGUUUUAGCUUAGAGGACUAAUAAAGUCAUAAUAGUCAUUUGUGGGUAAGUUGAGCCAGUGACUAAACUGAGAAAGUAAAGGAGUCUGAUGAGAGGAUCAGAGUUUCAGUUCAGAUUGUUGAAAUGUUUUACUUUUUCUUGUCAUAAAUACAGCUGUGAAUGCUCUGAAUCACUUAAAGUAUGGCUCAACUUACCCCGCUCCUAUGGUCAACUUACCCUAGGAGAUCACUUUUUUUUUUGGCAUGCUAUAUUAUCAAGACAGUUAUGUUUACACUCAUUCUGUUGGUUUGCAGGGAUGAACAACAUCUUGAAAUAUAUGCAGAUACACUAGUUAGAGACAAAACUAUGAUUGCCUUAAUGUGGUGAUCCAGAAUAUGAAAAAUGGCUCAUCUUACCCCACUCUCUCCUAUAGACAGAAAUCAGAUUAUCACUGUUUAUGCACUUCUUUCCUGACAUUGAAUAUUCAAGCAUCUGUUGUUGGCCUGUGAUUUUGAAUUCACCAUAUUUACCUUACCUCACAGGGUUUCUAAUAUGUGUCAUUGAAACAGAAGCAGACUGUCAUUGAAUAAUAACUGUGUUUGCAGUGGCUGGCUGUAGAGAGAGAGAGGUAUCAGAGAUGUAUGCCUCUGGGAAAUACAGCUCGCGGGGGCCCGCUCUUAUCCCCCGGAUGAAAACCAAGCACCGCAUCUACUACAUCACCCUCUUCUCUGUGGUUCUGCUCGGACUUAUUGCCACCGGGAUGUUCCAGUUCUGGCCCCACUCCAUUGAAUCUGCAGCCGACUGGACCCUUGAUAAACGCAGCGUUCAUGACGCUCCUCUUGUCCACCUGCCUGUCUCCAGCCCCAUUCCUGAGAGGGGUGACCUCAGCUGUCGUAUGCACACCUGUUUUGAUGUGUACAGGUGUGGCUACAAUCCCAAAAACAGAAUCAAGGUAACUACUACAACCCUGCUAUCACCGUGCUUCCCUUUAAUUUUCUUCUGUGCCUCUUGUUGAAAUCAGAUCUUCUGUUUCUACAGGUCUACAUUUACCCUCUGCAGAAGUUUGUGGAUGAAUUAGGGGUUCCCAUAAGCAGCACUGGACUGUCUCGGGAAUACAAUGAUCUGCUCAGCGCCAUUUCUGACAGCGACUUUUACACUGAUGAUGUCACCAGGGCUUGUCUUUUCAUCCCUUCAAUUGAUGUGCUCAAUCAGAACUCACUGCGAAUCAGAGAAACUGCACAGGCUCUAGCAAUGCUGCCCAGGUAACAUUUACACUAGACAUAGUUGGUGAUGAAAUUAUUUUCAGUUUAAUCAAUCAAUCAAUCAGCCAAUAGUAGUAGUCAGACUUUUUUUUUAAAGUACUUUUCAGACAUUGAAUGAAUCACAAAGUGCUGUCCAUUCAAGCAGGAUAUUAAAAACAAUGAAAUAAAAUAAAUACAAAUACAAAUACCAAACCCCACCCACUCUCCCAACCCCCGUUCAACACACACAGCACUCACACGCUCACACACACAGAUGCACACACAAAGGACCAGGCGAGGACUCUUUAACUUGCCACAGAUGACUGUUUAAUUGUUGUUUGUUUUGCCCUGAUGACAUUGUUAAAAUUUCUCUUCCAUCUGUCUUUUUCUCAUUAUUGUAGAAGCUAAAAUGUGACAUUUUCAUGACCAAAAGACUCCUCAGACUAUUAUAUACCAGUAAACUCUGCAUGGUGGAAACUAGAAAGUAUUUUUUCGCCAAAUAGUAGUUCUUUAGUACCUUAACAUACCAUAACAUAACAAAGGAGGGUAAUGAUAUUUUAUAAUGAAUAAUCUAAUUGAAAGAGUUUUUACUUUUACUCAUAAAAUGAUCUCUUAUCACUCAAGUACAAACCUUGUGUUUCUUUUGGAUAGAUGGGACAAAGGAAUGAAUCACCUCCUUUUUAACAUGUUACCUGGAGGCCCUCCGGACUACAACACUGCCUUGGAUGUUCCUCGAGACAGGUAACUACAGUACAUGUCAAAGUUAGUACUACAAUAUAAGAAUGCAUGCAUUCAUGUUUUAGUCAUGGUGAUAUGUUAAAUUCCCGAUGAAAGUUCAUUACAUAGUGAACUUACACAGUGAAGUUACUCACGUUUCUGGUUCCUUGUAACUUGCAGUAUUAGAAGUAGCAGCAUUGAACUUUUUACUCAGGUUAAAAAAAACAAACAAACAAAAAAAGAAAAUCUGUCUCAUGGUUCCUGGAAAGAGAAUUAUUAUUUUUCAAGCUAUACGAGAUUAUGCAAUUCUUGGUAGUAUUUUUCAUAACUGCAGCCACGUGCGUAAGGAGUACGAAAUACAGCGAAAAAGAAACAAAUGUUUACUGCCAACUGAGAGAUAAGAUAUUCCUCUGGAGAUAUUUCAUAUCUGUUUCUGUGUACCAGCAAGGGGUCUUUGUGUCUUCAUAUGUUCUUUAAGCUCUCUUGAUGAAUGAGGAAGGAAGAGGUUAGUUUUAUGAACAUUAAGCAGCCUUGAGACAAUGAACACUAUCUUUUAGCUGCAAGGAAUUUCCUGGGCUCAUCCAGCUGGAGUUCAUUUUAUAUGGAUCCUUAUCAAAACCAGGUGUGUGUGACUGUCAGUGUGUUUCCUCUCUGGCAAAAAAUAGAAAUAGGUCUUGCUUUGUGUUACUUCAUGUCCCACAUUAGCAUCGUCCGUAGAAGAAGUGUACAAAGGUAGCAAAAGACUAUGUAUAUAUAUAUAUAUUUUUUCGCUUAAGUUUGCUCUUGUAGCUUGUGUUUUUCAAAAUCCCUCGUGUUUUCAAGCAUUGUUACAGCCAAGUCUAUUCGUUUCAGAGCACUGCUGGCUGGAGGCGGUUUCUCUACAUGGACCUACAGACAAGGUUAUGAUGUCAGCAUCCCGGUGUACAGCCCCCUCUCUGCAGAUGUUGAGCUGCCUGAGCGACAGCCUGGGUGAGCAUGUCCUUUCAUUAUCUUGUUUGAAUACCAGAUUGUGACCAAAUUAUACCACUAUUUUAGUCAACAACACCUCUGCGCUUAAUCUUUAAAUCAAGAUAAUGAUGCAUGCUGAUUAUUAUGAAGCUCAAAUUAAGUAAUUACAGAUUAAAUACAGUAUAAAGUGUAACUAGAUAAUCAUCUGUUACUUUUCUCUGUUUACUCAGACCAAGACGCUUCUUCAUCCUGUCUUCUCAAACCGCCAUCCAUCGAGAGUACCGUGCCGAACUUGAACGUUUGAAGGAAGAAAAUGGAGAGGCACUGCUCCUUUUGGACAAGUGUAGCAACCUCUCCCAGGGUGCAGCCUCAGCACGAAAACGCUGCUAUAAAGGACAGGUGUAUGACUACCCUCAGAUCCUGCAGGUGGGCAGAACAAAUGCAAAAAAAGAUUAUUUAUGAAUUUCUUAUUUAUGGAAAAGUGAGCUGGACAUGUCUGCUAUCACACCAUUGAACGUUUGCUCCUUACUGUCAUUUUAGGAGUCUUCAUUCUGUGUGGUUCUGCGGGGGGCACGUUUGGGUCAGGCUGCACUUAGCGAUGUGCUGCAGGCUGGCUGUGUCCCUGUUGUCCUUGCUGACUCUUACAUUCUGCCAUUUUCUGAAGUCUUGGACUGGAAAAGGUCUGCCUGUCACUACACAGCUGAAAAAACAUGUCAGUAUUUUGACCGGUUUGCCAUUUCAGGUCACUUACCCAAUGUUUCUGUUUCUGCAUAGGGCAUCUGUGGUUAUUCCAGAAGAGAAGCUAUCAGAGAUGUACACCAUCCUCAAGAGUAUUCCUCACAGACAAGUGGAAGAGAUGCAGAGACAGGUAAAGUCAUGAUGCGUAGCUGUGGAGAAAUAAUCUGUUGGAGCAACUUACUCAGCUUUCUUUUUAUUUAGAAAGUGUAUAAAGAUGAAUGCAUGUGCAGCAUAGUUUGGUUUUUAUUUAAAAACUCAAUCCACAGUUGAUCAGAGAUGCUGUCAGUGAGGUUCAAGACUUGGAUUUCAUAUCUUGGAUGUACUUGUGCCAUAGCCAACCAAUCAACAAACUAUUAGAGUCGUAAAAAAGCCAAGACAAAUUUCAAAUGUGGUGCCACAGACAGAGACUUGGAUACCGCUCACACUUCUUGUAAGUUAGAGUUUCCUUUCUUGCUUAGUUUGGGUUUUAAAAGCUUUCCAAUGACUCAAGUGUGUUGAUUUUAGCUUCAGUGAAAUGCAGGGGAGACAGCUUUCUCUCUCUUUCCAUGUGAUAUCUACAUUGAGCCACAAUAAACAAAGGUGAAAGCAUCUAAGAGGGAAGCACACCAGCUCAGCUGCUACUCAUUCCCUUGUAUCAACUCUAGUCCAUUUACUAAUUAUACUAGCCAAACACACUGUUUUGGCCAAGGGCUUAGAGAAAGACUCGGGGUUGGAUUUCAACAGACCAGCUCAAAAAAAAAAAAAACAUGGCUUCAGGUAUGGGUAGGUGGUUGUAUUUUCCUCUGAAUAGCUCCAGUUAACUUGGUCGCAUAGAUUUUGAAGUAUUUAUGCUGGUCACGGUACUCUUCUUCUUCUGCCCGCUCGUAUGGUUUGAAUUGCUGAAAGCAGAGUCAUGUUUAAAUCCUAUCUUUAAAGGAGUACGUUUAUCAUAAAUUCAGUCAAACUCUGGUGUACACUGAGAGCAGUUUUUCCUGCUGUGGGCCUCAGGUCACUGUUGAUAUUGAGGUCACUCUAAAGCAUCAAAGUGUUCUUACCUGUAAUUUAAUUCACUAUCACAAGUUGAAAUUCUGUGACAGGAGUUUGUUUUCUGUUCAUAACAUUCAGCUCUUUUGCUCUGUCACAAUUAUCAUUUAGGUUGACUAGAAAAAUCAGAGUCCAUACAGAUGCAAUUUGAAAACUAAUUGUUUUUAUGCUAUUGUAGGAAGAAUUGUAUGGUAUCAUACUGAAACAGUCUUGUUCAGUAGUUUUAGCCUUACUAUGAAUUUAAUUUCUGAAGGUACUGGCUUAUCCCAAACCUUUUACACUUGUGGUAUUUGAAAGAAGCCAAGUACACGUAUCCAGCUGUUUGUACUUGAAGUCAAAUGAAAUUCACAUGAGCACACCAAAAACACAUUUGAUUGAUUAGCAGCAUAAUACCAUUCAGGAAUGAGAAAAUCCGGGAUUAGAUGCUGCACAAAUAGAAUAGUCAACCUUUCUGUUCCCUAAGAAGACUGGAGAAAAAAAUUGGGAGCAGCGGUAUUUUCAGAAACAACUCAAAUCUAUUGAGUUAUUAAAGAGAAAUAACAUCGCCUUACUUCGAAGGGUCUCUUUCUGAUACAAUUUUUAGUAAUUUAUGUUGUGUCUUUAGUAUUAUAUUGUGCUUCCCAGGAGUAUAAGAAAAGGUCUUUUUAAUGCGAGUCUUCAUGAGAAAAACUUUUCUUUGGAGCUCAGAUCCUAGUGACUGAGAGAGGACGUUCAAAGUUUGCCUGAUAAACUUUCACCAGCAGAGGGCUCAGCAGCCUUUACUUUCACACUUUGUUUGUCUCCUCCUGUGCUGUUUACCACCACAUGCCUUGACUGAAAGGCGACAAAUGUUAAAGACAAUGCGUAUUAAUCCCUCCGGAAACUCCAUGUAAUUAAAAACUCAUGUAAUACUUGAGUGUGUUUCAACAUGAGCAACAGUUAGUCUUUCCAAGAAUCAAAGGCCUGAUGCCAACAUGAAAAAUAACCCAGUCAAAGAAACAUCGCUCACUUCUUAUUGGGGCAGAUCACCAUGGUAACUUAUAUUGGUGGGGGUUCAGGUUGGGCACAGUUAUUUAGUGUGCUGUCCUGGUAUCAUACGUAAAAGCAGAGCCUUGAAGCUGUCUUAUUUAUUAGAUAUGAAAUUACAUAUGCUUCUAACUUGGAAUUAUGUUUCAUAUUGACUUUUAUUAUUUCCAUAGCUGCGGCUGAAAUAGUCCAACUAUAACUGUUAACAUGCCGCAAGAAUAAAUCAAGGCAAAAAUCUGUUUGAGGGACGAAACAGGAGUUAUUACAGACAGAUCGAUUUUGCACAGAUGAUGGGAAUAGAGAUGAAUUAAGUUGAACUGGAGCUUUUUUUUUCUUAACCGUCAGUUCAUUCAUUUCACAAAUGCAGUUGGGUUAAUUUUAGUCCAAAUAACGUGUGAAGUUGAUAAGUUGAUAACCAGCUUUGUGGCACCACUUAGCCUAACCUCUUGUUUUAGAUUCAGUGAAGACACACAACCAAAAGAUUUGCGGGUUAUAUUGAGCCUGCUUCAUAGUGUAGGCCUCAGGUCAAAUUGAUAUUACUGUUUAGCCUUCAUCAGUCGACUGCAAACUUGCUUCAGACAGCACAACUCAUUUUUCAAUUUGUUAUUAUGUAAUGGCAUUUAGGUCACAUUUUAAAAGGCUUAAUACUAAACAGCUGCUCAAGUGAGACCACUUAGCCCAUGUUUGUGAACCGGCAUCCACAAGCCUCAUUUGGGCUGCUAUGCACUAAAAUGCCCUACAGAGAUAUAUUACAUUAUCUCAGCAGGUGAAGUUAUAUUUUUUAAAAUUAGAAUAUAUAAGAUAGGAGGAGGGAUUUGAGUCUCCCCUGCUGUCGCCUUUGUAUUGAGAGCGUUUGUGCGUUUUAUCUUUGAAACUCUUUUUGUUGCCGUGACUUCAGUUUAGUCUCUGCUCCUGCCUCGGCUGUUUCCUUCUUUUCAGCCCAGUCUUACUUUCACUUGCAGCCCCUCAUCUGGGACUAAACAGCCAGGUUAAUGAAAGUAACUUGUGUCAGUAACUUUUUGUGUUUUAGUGUGAGUCAAUAAUGUGUGACAGCCCUUUAAGUUUUACAAACUAUAGUUUCACAUUUUGAUCUCCUUAUGCUGUUAAUGUAGGUUUCCUUACUUUUACAAAUACAGGAGUAUACUAACCCAGGGUUUAAAACAGGGGUGUCCCGAUACCAUAUCGAUAUUGGUUCAAUAUCAGCAAAACAACAAAUAUCAGAUUAUAUCGGCCUGCAUCUAAAAUCUCCAACAUCAGCACUCUGAUACAAGCAGUCCAUUCAAGACUCAGCUUCAGCACCUCUAUCUAGCAGCGCCCAUAUCCACAUGAUCACAACGUCAGUGUGUACUAAGGUACUAACAAAGUACCAAGGAGUAGGAGUGAUGUCGGCCCUGUGGCAGUAUUUUUCAUUAAAGUCCAAAAAAGACUUUGCAGCUGAGUGCAAAACUUGUCAUGCACAAGUUUGUGCUAAUAAGGAUCAAUAUCGGUAUCGGACUAUACUGAAAGCUACAAUAUCGGUAUAUUAUUGGAGUUAAAAAAGUUGUUAAAAAUUUGGACACCCCUAGUUAAAAAUAAGAUUUUGAAAUGUGAAGGUUGAACAAGAAAAAAGUUCAGUUUCAUGGUGUGUCUUCAAUUUACUAUUACAAUAUUACAAUUUAACGUGUACAAGCAAUAACUGUCCCUCAAAAUCCCUAAAUCCUCCUCACCAGACUAUUGAGAACUAAUUUACAUUUAAGGGAGCAGGUAAUUACUCCAAGCAAGUUAUGUAUUAUAUAUCUUUUAUAGACGUGUUUUGAUCACAGUUCAAAGUAAAGUGCUAAUAAGUCCGAAACAAAAGAACAAUCCCAGUGAGCAGCUCACAGACUGAAACAAACUCAGUUUCACUGCUGUUUUUGAUUAUGUCAGAAACUCUAAUGAUCGCCCGGUUCUGUCCGCAGUUCACUGACUGCCAAUUCUGCUCCAUAGGUUAAAUCAUCUGUCAGACACUUGACAACUUCCACUGAGUUAAACUAAGUGAUGUAGACCGCUGUUUUUGAUCAGCGUGUAAUUUAAAGUAAUUAAAACAAAAGGAGAGUGAAGGCUGGUAGGGGGAGCUCACUGGAAGGAAAUGAGAAGAUUCUUUUUUUUGUGCUCGUCAGUCAGAAACAAAGUGUGGACUUUACCCAAGCUGAUGCAAAUUGAAGAUGGAGUAAGGGUUUUCUCUUCCUGCUCAUAAAAAUUCCUACAGGCGCUGGGUGGGGGCAGCGGAGGGUGGGACGAGCCCUCGGGCCAGCACAGUUUGCUUUCUGCCUCCUCCCGUUCAGAAAAGAAACUUUCAUCGCCAGCUGAUUUAUGGGCCAUUUGGAUUCCCCCUUGAGAUUUGAGAGUCCUUUUGGAUUCUCCUCAUCCCCUCAAUAAAAAUAAAGGCUGUUUUUGUGCUGUUGCACAUUGCCCGUGUCUUACUCAGUUCUGAGAAAAAUGGGCAGUUUGGCAAUUGUUAGAAUCACGUGCCACUAAGACUGUCUAUUUUUCAAGCAGAAGACUAUGUUGCAAUACAAGGACAGAUGAAAUGUAGCGCAGUGAUUCAUACAUGAACACUAAAUAUUCCCAUUUCUUCUAUCCAGUCCUUCCUUCGGGUCACUGAGGAGGAUCCAGCAGACUGGAGCUGGGUCAGAGUAACAGUGCCUCUAAGGUUUAGAGAUGAUGUUGUUUUAAGCUUCAUUAACUCUUGUCGAGUACUCUUGCCUCUGGACUAACCUUUGAAGUUGCUUUAAUAGAAUUGGAGCCUACAGUAAGCAAGGAGACAAAGCCAUUGCUACUUUAGAUUGAUCUUUUUUUUGGUAUAAAAAGUAAAAGAUAAAAUGUUAAACUUACAAUAACAUCAGUAAUACACGCCCUGCUUGAGUAUUCUGUUUUAUCUUUGCUGUAUUCCCUGAUAACAAAGCCCAAACUGAAACUGUGAAUGAAGAUGGUUUAAGUUAAUAUCCCAGCAGCCAGCGUGAUAACAUGAGGACACGGGUUAAAAGUUCACGUAACAAUAAAGUCUGCUUUUCACAUGUGAGAUCUGUUGAGGUUGAACAGGCAUAGUCAGAAGAGAUUUUAAAGAGCUUCAGGAGAGAUGAUGUUGAAGGUCAAGAGGCUUCAGAGGGAUGUGAGAACUUUCUCUAAAGGCUUUGACUGAAGGAGAAGAUGUGGAUUUUAUAGUUAUGACUGCACAAAGGUGUUAAAUUUUGUCAUGUAAUGCUGCAUAUUUUCUUUUUUUUAAUCUAACCUCUGCACAUUUUUAUGUCUGCAUCAUUAUGUUUUUCAGUUUUUGUGUGUUUGAUUAAAAAAACAUUGUGCCAAAUGUGCAAAGCAAUGUUGAUCCUUUAGGCUUUCUUUCUUUUUUUUGCCCUGUAUUGUAAUUUUUUGAUGCAUUUUAAGAAGUCUGUUUUAAUUUGUCCACAGGCGCGAUGGUUCUGGGAGGCCUACUUCAGCUCCAUGAAGGCUAUCGGCUUGACAACACUUCAGAUCAUCAAUGAUCGCAUCUACCCGUAUGCUGCACGCACCUAUGAACAAUGGAACAACCCGCCUAUCGUGGUAUGUAGCUGUCCUUUUCACCAUUUGGAGAGGUUAUUUUUUUAUUUAUUGUGUCUUUUCUCCCUUUAAGUUUUACAAAUACUCAAGUACAUAAAUAGUUACAUAAUCUGUACAGUCUGUUUUCUUUUCUUUGUAAGCUGCUUUGUAGGGCUGGGCGAUAAAUCGAAGUUUUAUCAGACAGGUGAGGAGAUGGAGGACGGUUCAAAAGUUGUAGCGGCAGCUAAAGUAGACAAAGUUAAUGUGGGAGGGGGUGAGCAGCUUAUGGAGUAGUUAUCAUUAUGGAGUAGUUAUCAUCCAUUUAUCGUUAUCGAGGUGAACUGCUCAAUAUAUCGUGAUAUUGAUUUGAGGACAUACCGCCCAGCCCUAGUCCUUACCAUACAUUCUUCUGUUGGAGCUUUCUCUAACUUUUACAUAUAGUCAGGAGUACAUAAAUAGACGUACAUAAUCUAUACAGUCUGUUUUCUUUUCUUUGUAAGCCUCUUAGUUGUAUUUCUUAAAGUCUUUAUAUUGAGGAAACCUGAGUUGGACCUAACAGAUGCUCCCUCUGCCACAUUAGCCUCCACACCCUCCUGUCUCUUGUAAAUCAAAGCCUCUGUGGCAGAGUGACAGUAGUUGCCAUUAAGUCUUUCUUUCUGAAGCCCCACACAUGCCGCCACUUUACAGAUUAGUUUACACCCAGCCAGCUCGGAGGCCGCCAGUUUGUGUCAGCAGUUCUGCACGAGGAGGAUGCCUCCGCUGUGGUGAAAAUAAAGUUCCUGCAUGUCUGAGUCAUUGUGUUUGUAGUUAGUGCGCUGGAUGUGAAGGAUGGUGUGUGUGUUUUAGCAUCCCUGCGGUUGUGGGAGUUUGUGGCUGCAGACAGUUUGGCUGUGCGAUCAUCUCUCAGGAGCUGUUAAUCAGACAGAUCUGAUCUAGAUUCUUCUCCCUCCUCGGUCUGUGGGCCGCAGCCGUGUGUAUGUGAACAUGUGUAUGAAUACAUGAGUCGGCUCGCAUCUGUCUAAUGUCCACAUACAUGCCAGUAAAAGUAGUUUAAAGAGGUGACGGCCACAAUCAGUUGACAACGGUGUAAACAAGUGGAAUUCAGUGCAGUGAUUUCUGAUGUGUAUAAAUUUGAUUGCUCUCUAAUCUUUACAGCCAGUCACAGGAUUUAUAAGUCGAUCCGCACUUACACUUGACAUUGCCAACUUGCGUCAUAAUGUUUUGCCUGAGUAUCUGCCCCUCUCAGUGCGUUCAAUCAGGAUCACUCAGGUCUGAAGGUUUGUCCAGGGUCAGAGGUUAAUCAUAUCAGGGUAAAGGUUUUUGGCCAUUCGUGCCUGAGAUGGGAGAUGAAGUGUUUUCUCGAUGGAUUCAGUGAAUGGAUAGUGAGAAGAACUCGCACAAAGCACUAAAUAAAUCAGACAGACAUUUUUACCCCUCCCCUCUCGUUGCCUUUUGGCUGGUAAUUGAAAGCACAUUUCCCAGGAUUGCUGAGGAUUUCAGAAUAUGGGACAGGCUGCUUUUUGUUUGGGACCUAUAGGUAUUGGGCAAAUGUUUAUACGCAUCUCCACCAUCACAUUUAAGUUUAAAAAACUGUUUCUGUGGUUUUUGGUACAUGGGCACUUUAUUUAGCUUACAAGUUACAGAACAAGUGCAAAGUACUUGAAUGAUUUUCUUCACAUGACAUGAGGAAAAGAGGCUUGAAGCGCUGACUUUCAGAUUCAUUAUGAAGGUGUUUGACUUUUAUGGAGUAUUUAUGUUUUGUAUCUUUCAGCAGCAGCUAAUAGUAGGUUGUUUUUAAAUUCUGUGCCCCAAGAUAAAUUUAUCCUUGUGAUACUUGAAUGUUCGGCUGAAAUUCAAUGAAAACAUGUACAAAUUGUACAGAUGUAUUAAUGGAUAGCUCGUUUUCAAGGGGGUCCAAUAUGAAUCAUGCAAUACAAUACAACAUUAUACGAUACAACACAGUCACAAACACAUAGUUGCAAACAACAUACAUUGGCUCUUAGUUAGCACCCAACCCCACAUCAUUUUCACAAGCCCACAUCACCCACACAAAGCACAUAGUAUAGCACUAAACCAUUACUACACCAUCCAUGGAACAGCGAAAGCACUAAUGUACGAUAAAACAUAAUAAUCUGUAAACAGUAAAACUAAUAAAGCAACUACAAUAGAUACAGAAAUACUUGCAACAUAGCAUCCAUUACAAGCAUGUCAAAUUUUACAUGUGUGAAUGCAUCUUAAACACCUAGCUCAUCUUCACCUAUCAUCCGAAAAAUCAUUUUACCUUUGUCUAAGAUGAACAGUAAAGAAGAGGCUUAGGGCCACUGGAGUAAAAGAAAAAAGGUCUAAUAUAUUUUUUUAAAAUUAUUAUUCUGAGAUUAAAGUCAGGAUUCUGACUUUUUUUUCUCAGAAUAAUAAUUAAAAUCUUUAAAUUUUAAAUUGACAUCAGACCUUUUUUGUAUUUUCAGUGGCCCUAAUCCUCUUCCGUAGAAUAGGCACUACUCAAGCAAUGCAAAUAAAAACAACUAUAAGAUCUUUUACAGUGUCAAUACAAUUACAAAAACUCAUUAACGUCUUUCAGAUCUGUCGGUGACACAUUAAGUCGCGGCUUUCUUUUCAUCUAAUUUAUUUAGCUUGACAAAUGACUUAAGUGGUGUCUGUCUACCUCUUCUCUGUUUUAAUGCAGCUCCUCUGCUGCUGCGUAAAUGUGUGACUUUAAUUAUUUCCCCCUCCACUUGUUUGACAAUGUGAGAAUGACCACAAGGAAGUUUCCGCUUGCUUAUAAAGUGACUUUAUUAGUGGAACAGUGACUGAUGUUGAGUAAAAAGCAGCGGCUGUGUGUCUGUUGACAGACAUGUGACGAUGCUGUAGAAGGAGCCGCAUAAUCACUGUGUGGCCACCUUAGCCGAGGAAGAAACAGGGUUAAUAUGUGCUUCAAGAGGCCCACAGAUUUACUGUGUUAGAUAUGCUCUCUUUGCCAGUUUCAGCUUGUUUGUCACUGUAAACAGGGUGGAGCAUUUUUGGACCCUUUGAUGAAGUUAAUCAGAGUGAGUUUACUUGUGUUUUGGUACACAUGCUUCAAAAUGAAAGAUAUGGUUCAUCUUUUCAUGGUAUUUUGAGUACAACAACCAAGUUAUUGUCUGUAUCUAUCAACACCAGCCUUCAUAUGUGUCUUAAUAAUGUUUUAAAGUUUAUUGCACACUGAAAUCAGAUGACCCUCCCGUGUCUUCCUUUUACUUCAUAAUGUCACCUAAACUGAGAAGAGUCAACAGGACGGUCCAGAUUCACAAGUCGUUUUCAGGAAAACCAAUGACAGAAAAACCCCAGAGGAUCUGUCAUCACAGGAGCAGUAGACGCAGGAGGGUAGCCAACCUGUCUAGUUUGCAAACCCCCCACUGGUCCUUCUCGCGCUCCUUCUCUUCUGCUUGUGUCGGGCGUACUUGGCUUCUGACUGGAAGCUUUUGGCGUCCUUCGCCUCACUUAGCCCCUGAGAGACGAUUUUUGGAUGGUUCUCUCUCCAUAAUAAAAACCAUCAUCUGGAAGUUACUGCAGGUGACCUCACUGUCCAUUGUAGCGCUGUUAUGGUGUAUUAAAUCAUGGAAAACGACAGUGUGGACACUGAAGACUUUAAGCUUGCUCUUCAUUGGCUCUACAUAGAAAAGUAAAAGACUGAUGGAGAAGUUAAGAAAAAUGUGAAACCUAAACAGUAUUUUUAAAAUCUCAUUUGUAUGUCUUGUUUUGUGUUGUCUUCCGCAGAAGUGGUCCAGUGUGAACAGUCCCCUCUUCUUGCCACUCAUCCCACCAAGAGCACCAGGGUUCACUGCUGUGGUUCUGACCUACGAUCGUGUCGAAAGCCUUUUCCGCGUUAUCACAGAAAUCUCUAAGGUGCCUAGCUUGGCUAAGCUCCUGGUUGUGUGGAAUAACCAGAACAAGAGUCCUCCAGAGGGUGAGUACAGAAAGUUCUUUAAAAAACUACAAAGUCAUUCACAUGGAAACCAUUGUCCUCCGACAUUACAUUGAGAUUUUUAAAAGGUUUAUUUGGUCACAACAGCUAAUGACUACAGAAGACAAGAACAGCCAUGGAGUUUUUGUUUUCUUGUGAUAAGGACUUUCUAUCUCAUUCUCUCGGCCCAACAAAGAUUGUUUUCUCGUGAUGUUGACAACAUGGCAAAAAAGUUGCCAUUUUAGGUCAGCUUAAAUGCCAUUUCCAUUAUCACGAGAAAACGAUCUUUGUUUUGUCAAGAUAAUGAAAAAAACAAAUUUCGUUAUCAUGAGAAAACAAACCUAUAUCGAGACAAUAACAUAAGUCGUUAUCACAAGAUAACAGUGUAUAAAAAAAAGAAAAAUCCAUGACCGUUGGGUUAUUAUUAGGUUUUUUUAUCUAAUUUUAUUAUUUCAAAACUUAAAUAUGAAAUAAGCGCCCAACCUUGAGUUGAUGUCCAAGAUCUUCAGCCAACAUGAAGUGAUGGUUAAUGAUGACUUUUAAAACUGUGCGCUCUCUACAGCGUGUCAGUGAAUUUAUGAUACAAAGAACUCUCUGCUUAACUUAGAUUUUGUUAUAAAACCUCUCAGUCCUUGUGUAUUUCCUUGUUUUUCAUUACUAUUGUAGUAAUAGUAAUAAAAAACAAGGAAAAACUGUCAAUAGCAGAUGUUGCGCAUCAGAGACGUGUCAUAGUAAAUUUUUUAGUUUGUAUUUAUCGCAUCUGAGAUGAAGUGCUGAUCCAUCCUCAUUCUUUGAUAGCUUACGUCAGACCCAGACUGCUCUAAACCAGGAGUUAAAUCGGUCCUACUGCUGCUGUAAGAGUUAACCAGUGUAAUGAAGUAAUGAGGAGACUUUGAAGUGCUCCCUCAUAGCUGCGAGUUGCUGUUUCAUUAGAGGCAUCAGCGGCGCCUUGCUGCAGCUUUGUGACCCUAUUUGAGUUAACAGGAGGCCACUGACAGGUCACACAGAGCUCAGUCCAAUAUGGAGGCAGCUUUUUUUCCCAUUCACACCGACUCUUAGAUUAACGAUGUGUUUACAGGCUCCCAGUUUGGCUCCUUUCCUCCUGUAUUUUUAAGAGGAUGCUUCGCAAAUGGUGUGUCUUUAAGAUUGUGUAUUUUACAACCUGAAAUAACACUGUCUUCAUCAGAAUGUCUUGACAUGCUUUCGUCUUUUUAUCUGUGGUUUUAUUCACACUAAAUGCACAAGGCUCUCACUCCUACUUUCUCCUUUGAGCCUUGUCACAAAAAUGAGAAAUGACAGCAGCAACAUUGAGUGAAAGAAAAGAAAAAAACUCUUCACAUUUAACUCCACAGUUUUCCUGACAAUAGCUUUUGACAGGAGACUACAGACGUGGCUGAGGACCAGGAGCUCCUCUUAAAGCCUGCCAGGCGUCAGUUACCCCAUUAAUGAGCGGACACAUUGUGUGUGAUCUUUCUGUGCCAUGGUCCGUGCCAUGGACACUGCCCAAGAUCUUUGAAAUGCAUCCCUGACAAAACACUUUGUUGAUGUGCCUCAUGAAGAAUCGCCGUGUGGUUAAAUUUGCACGUGCUUGAGGUUAGCUAACGACACCAGUCCGAUCUUGAAGUUAAACUCCCAGAGAACUUUUUUUUCCGCUGCCAGGACAGACUUCAAAUAUCUCUGUAAGUAAUAAAUGACAUCAUGGUCCCUCACCCAUCGUUAGACAUUGAUGCUUGCCAUAUUUAUAAUUUGGGAAGGGGGAGCACAUUGUGGUGUUACAUACUAUUAUACACAUUUGAAGUCUCUAUGCAGGACUACAGCUUUUUCCUUCUGAUGAAGUUUAUGGUUAAUCUACGAUUGUAAAUUUAUGAUUGUAAAUUUAAAUAAAAGUCCAAUUGAGGUGAACCCAGUUACCAAAAAGUUAAAUACAGUUUUUGUUUAUUGCUGCAAAUUUCUAACCAGAAUAUUUGAAGUAUCAUUGGGUGUAAAACUGUAAAUGUGAUCUUUAUCAUCGUAUUGUUUUUCUCCUCGCAGAGUCACUUUGGCCAAAGAUCGGCGUCCCUCUCAAAGUCGUGCGAACGAAGGAGAACAAACUGAGUAACCGCUUCUUUCCUUACGAUGAGAUUGAGACGGAGGCAGUGCUCGCAAUCGAUGAUGAUAUCAUCAUGCUGACGUCUGAUGAACUUCAGUUCGGCUAUGAGGUGAGAAAAAAAAAAGGACUACCUCUGACUGCCUUCUUCAGCAUCCUUCGCUUUUCCAAUGCAGGAAACCAUUUCAGGUUGAUCCCAGAGUUUAAAGUCAUUUAGGGAGAUUACGGUCUCAUUCCCCUCCAGUUGAGGAGACUUGACGGCCCGCUGAAUGUGUUUGAUGUGUGAAAAAUGUUGACAGGUCUAGAGCUGAUGCUUUCCAUGUCUACAUACCUGCUGGCCCAACUGAGCGUAGCACACUCACCUGAAUCCAUUUAGAAGCUAUUUGAUAAAAUUGUGCUCAGUUUAGGGAUAAUAACACGGAAUUACAGGCAGGAUAGCAGAGCCUGUCUGUUUGACAGAAUGACUUCUUGCUUGCAGUCGAAGGAUUGAACGAGCUGCUUGUGUCAAGGUCUAGAUAUUCAGCCAGUUAUAAAGCCACUUCCAUCUGAGAGCAUUUUAACUUGAUUCUCAGCCGUGAUUUAAAAAUUUCGACAUCAUUUCCCUUUUCUAAAAUCAUCUUUUUGAAGUUCUCUUUAUCAUCUAUCAAUUGUUCACUUCAUUAAAAAUGUCUGUCAUCUGAUCCAGGUGUGGAGGGAAUUCCCAGACAGGCUGGUAGGCUACCCAGGCCGGUUGCACCUCUGGGACCAUGAAAUGGGAAAGUGGAAGUACGAGUCUGAGUGGACCAACGAGGUCUCCAUGGUCCUAACUGGAGCUGCCUUCUACCACAAGGUGAGCAGAGAAAGUUGGGUUGAAAUGAAGCCAUUUGGGUGUUUUUUGAGCUCUGACUCUGUCAUGCUGCUCUGAAGGAAGGAUCAGGUCAUUUCUGGAAGAGCGUGUUUUGGCGUAUUUGUAACACUGAUGGCAAGAGGGUUACAGUGAUUGACAAGCAGGGUUAUCUUGUCUCUCUAAAACUCAUACGCUCACUAAAGUUCAAAGUCAUUUCUACUGGGUUCCUCAUAUUUUCUUGUGAGGGACCCAAUGUCUGUCAUAUUGUAAAUAUUGAGAGCGCUGUUCAUCAAGAUGACAAGUUGUAAUAUGUUUUGUUAUUCUGUUUCUUUUCCAGUAUUUCAACUAUUUGUACACAUAUAAGAUGCCAGGAGACAUCAAGAACUGGGUGGACGCGCACAUGAACUGUGAGGACAUUGCCAUGAAUUUCCUGGUGGCAAACAUCACAGGAAAAGCCCCCAUAAAGGUACUUAUAAAUGCUCUGGCUGCUUUAAGCUUGCAGGGAGAGGUUGAAGCCUGACAGAGUGGUCCACCAUCUCUGGGUUUGAUCAGCUCUCACCCUUCAGCUUCCCUGCCUCCCCCCACCUCUCCCCUUCACAUUGACUGUGCCCAGGCUUAAAGCCCUGCCUUAACCUUCCUUAUCUGGGUGACACUCACUUGUAGUCCCCCCUCGCGGUAUGUUUUCUUAAGCAAACUGGGGCUCACACACACCCUGCCAUCACAUCAUAAGCUGCACACUCCCCUGCCCUCACACCACCACAUCUUCAAGUUGUUUUUUUACCCCAAAAAACUCUUUCAGAGCCCCGAGUGCCGGCAUGUGUCAGCAGUGCAGAUGUGAUGGAGAUUAGACAGAGUGGAGCAACACAUUGUCUUUCUUACCAGAUCCUUCACUGAGUUUUCAGAAACUUUCCUCUAUGGUGUGUGUGACAGAAGUCACACCGAACGCUAUUAGCAUCUAUCGGGGAUGCCAAGUUUUAACAUACAAUUGAGAGAGCCGAUUUCACCAAUGUGACUUUUUUCUUCUCCUAUCCAGGUGACCCCAAGGAAAAAGUUCAAGUGCCCUGAGUGUACCGCCAUAGAUGGACUGUCGCUAGAUCAGACACACAUGGUGGAGAGGUAUGGCAAUUUGUGUUCAAAACAGUGUCUUUGCUUUUGUUGCUUGUGCGUGUGAGGACAAAUGGCUAGAGGUGGGUGUCGAUGCAUCGCAAUGCUUCACGUGACGAUUCGGAUGAUAAUUAAUAAAUAAUAACGUAAUAAUUUUAAUAAUGUCGAUGCUUCGCCACAAGGCUGGAACAGUAAAACACGUAACUGGAACCUUAACGCGCACUCUGCCCGGACUGUUUAGUGAGUGGGACCACAUCAAACAGAGCGUGUUAGUGUCUAUGCAAAAUGGCAACAGCUUCAGCAGCCUCCAAAGAGCGGCUGAUUCCCUCACCACCGGGGCUGACUGCAACUGUGUGGAGGUACUUUGGAUUUUAUGAGAGAGUAAACAAGAUGACUGACGAGGCCUACGUGAUUUGCAAGAUUUGCAAAGCAAAAAUAAAGUACCUCAGCAACGCCACAAACAUGAGGCAGCACCUUGUACGCUCCGGUCGUGCCCGCUACACAGAGGACCAUCCUGGAGACUGUCUCCUAACUUCCCAGUUUAAGUUAAGUCAGUCAAAGUGCAAAUGUUUACAUAACAGUCAUACAGGUAUAAAUUAAAAUAUUUUGUCUUUGAAAAAUACAAGUCAAAUGUCCAAAAAACCUUAUUAUUUACUUAUUGAGUGUAGUUUUAGAGGUACUGAGUUAAUUGAUUGGCUAUUUAUUUAGAAAUGAAGCCUCAGAUGAAGACAUAAUCAAUCUUGUAUGGAAAAAAAGUGUUAAAAAUGGCAAUAAUCGAAGAAUCGUGGCACCAAUGAUCAAAUCAAAUUAACAAUCAUUAUAAUUCAUAGACUCGAAGUUUCCAUAUUCGUAAUUGCGUUGAAUCGUGAAGUACCCUUGUUGGAACACCCCAACAAAUGGCUACAGACUUUUUCAAGUGUGUGUGAAUGAAGGGCUUUCUCAUGCAUGCUUUUCAACCGCAACAUUUACUAUUUUUACAUAAAAAAAGGGGAAAAGACGUGAGAAAUACACAAUCUCGGCUUGCUUUGAAAUUAAAUAGUCACGUUUUUGUCCUUUAGGUCUGAGUGCAUCAACAAGUUUGCCUCCGUUUUCGGUACCAUGCCACUGAAGGUGGUGGAACACCGUGCCGACCCUGUGCUCUAUAAAGACGACUUCCCAGAGAAGCUCAAGAGCUUCCCCAACAUUGGUAGCCUCUGACCAGCUGGUAACAGAUGUUGGCACCUCAAGGCAGCCUCAACACUCGAUCAUUUGUUACGACCAUUGUCUUCUUAAAAUGGCAUCAACUUUCAGGCAUAAGUACGUCGUGUUAAUGUCUUCAUUCACAGCGAACGUUGAAUUCUUGGGAAGUUGAUAAGUGGAAUGAAAGUAGUUUGUUAAUUAAAGUAUAAGAUAUAUCAGAUAUUUAUACUAAUGUAUAGUGUAAUGUUACAUAGAUUUCUAUAGGAGGUUACCCUGAGUGUGAUGUUUGGCAGACAUGCCGACUAUGAUUUUCUUUUUCCCGACUAUUUCCCUCUAAAAUUAGACAUGGACCUUUCCUUUUUUUAUCUAAUUUAACAUGUUUAAUUUACAUGAUACAUCGUAAAUGAUCCAAUGACAUACCGUGGUAUGUAGGAUCAAUCUUCUAGUUAACUGAUUGUGACAGCACACAGCAUGGUGGCUCACAGAUGAUGUACAGUUCAUGUUUCACAUAUGUUUUCUUUUACACAAUCAGAUCGGGCAGUUCGACAAAGCUGGUACUACAAAUCUAAUAUAUUUAGAGUGAGUAACUGCUGAUUUUGAAACGUUGAUGCUGAGCUACUGGAACAUCUUGAAUUGUAAUUUUAUACUGCCUGAGCAAUCCUCUUAUUAUAUUUAUAGAUGAUAUCAAAUUGUGUAGUGACGAACAGACACUACCCAAACCCACACAUUUCCAAACAGGUGUGUAUAAACUGUUGAUUCAAUGCCUUUUUUUAAAUUAUGUUUUCCAGUAUAACUGUUGUGUUUAUUUCCUCGUUCUUUUACAUGGUGUCUUGUCUCAGCCCAAACAUUUCGGCUACACUCUGAAAGCGGUGCGGUCUUUUUGAAUUUUUUGUGCUUUUUUUUUUUUUUAUUUGCCUUUUUUAUUAUGAUUGUUUCUAUGAGGUCAUCAAAAUUGUUUUAAAUUUUUGGACUGAGUAAAUGUAUGAGUGUAUAUAUGACUUUGAUAAGUAAAGACCACAUUAAUGUGUACUCGAGUGUUAA